Messenger RNA from Sycon ciliatum, 2580 nucleotides. RefSeq lists its product as uncharacterized. The transcript has 2 exons. Gene Ontology annotation, biological process: DNA integration. NCBI's taxonomy places the organism in Eukaryota, Metazoa, Porifera, Calcarea, Leucosolenida, Sycettidae. The coding region runs from base 1 to 2580 and encodes 859 amino acids. The record is from RefSeq and is a predicted model, not a curated record. Gene Ontology annotation, molecular function: nucleic acid binding.
AUGUCAGCUGGGUCAAAUUGCUACACCGUUGAAGAAGCCACCUCACUGUCUGCUGACGUCAUCCGCAUCCACAAGGACGGAGGCUUCGUCAUCCGUCAUUGGAUCAGCAACUCGCCAGCCGUUCUGGCAUCUGUACCAGAAGCGCUAAGAGCCAACACAACAACCGUUGACCUUGAUGUUGAGCAUGCCCAUGCUGUUGAGCGAACGCUUGGCCUGCGCUGGGACACAGCGACAGACACGCUACGAGUCCAGCCAGCCGCAGCAAAGAUCAGCCGCCCUGGAAAGUCCAUGACCAAGCGGCAAGCUCUCAGCACAGUGAUGGCGGUGUUUGAUCCGCUCGGACUACUUGCCUGCUUCACCAUCCGAGCCCGAGUACUACUACAGGACAUCUGGCGCUCUGGUAUUGGCUGGGACGAUGAGCUGCCCACUUCUAUCAAGGGCAGGUGGGAUGAAUGGUGCCAAGACUUGCAAUCGCUUUGCAAAGUCAACAUCCCACGCUGCUACUCACUAGCUGUUGCCGACGCUACCAGUAUUGAGCUGCACACGUUCUGCGACGCGAGUGAGAAAGCUUUCGGUGCUGCCUCAUACUGGCGUUUUCAGUUGAGCAAUGGGUCCGUCGCAACAUCGUUAGUGAUGGCGAAGACCAGAGUAGCGCCACUCAAGCCACUGUCCAUCCCUAGACUCGAGCUGCAAGCUGCCGUUCUGGGCGCACGCCUAUCGUCAGCUGUUCUGCAGCAUCACAGCUUCGACUGCUGCAAGUCCGUUCUGUGGUCCGAUUCUCAGACCGCCCUGAGCUGGAUACGAGCUGAUGCCAGGUGCUACAAGCCGUUUGUGGCACACCGCGUCGGCGAGAUCAAGGAGCUCACCAACGAGUCCAACUGGCGCUGGGUACCCACUGCUGACAACGUAGCUGAUGACCUCUCCCGCGGCGUACCUGUUAUGGAAAUCGUCGAAUCGACACGUUGGCUGCAAGGGCCCAACUUUCUGCGCAACCAACCAGCUAGUUGGCCAUCCGCCGCUCCUGAAGUGGAGCCAGAGGACACGGACCCCGAGCUGAAGCGAGAGUUCUGCGGGGCCACUGUCGCCACGACGUCCCUGCAGGAAGCGCUCCCCGAUAUCGCCAGGUUUUCGUCAUGGAUGCGUCUGGUUCGCACCACAGCCUGGGUGACCCGCUUCGUUGAGCGCCUGAAGGCUAGAGUUGCCAAGAAAGCCGUGAAUCCCAGUAGCGAACUGUUGCCAUCAGAGUUCCGACACGCCCAGCAGCUCUGGUGGGAGAACGUGCAGCAACAGUCGUUCCCUGACGAACUCGCCGCGCUGCAGCAGGGCAAGCCAGUCACCCGCAGCAGCCGCCUGGCAUCGCUGACGCUGACCCUAUUGGACAGCACCAUAGUGGUUCACGGGAGAACAGACAACACGCCUCACUUGCCUGAGUCUACAAAGCGUCCAGUGUUACUCGACCCUGACCACCGCUACACCCGAUUACUCAUCCUGCAGCACCACGUCUGGGCAGGUCAUCAAGGGCAGGAACAAGUUCGGAACGAUUUACGCCAGCAGUACUGGAUUCCCAGAUCUCGAGCCGCUGUUCGCCGUGCCUGGAACUCCUGUUUGAGGUGCCGUCACCUCGCAGCCACACCGCAGCCACCGGUAAUGGCGCCGCUACCGGAGUGCAGAACCGCAGCGUAUGAGCGCCCGUUCUCCCACACGGGAGUUGACUACUUUGGUCCAAUUGAGGUGACUGUCGGGCGUCGACGCGAGAAACGAUAUGGCGUUCUAUUCACGUGUUUGACCGUUCGAGCCGUGCACCUGGAAAUAGCCUCCAGCCUGACAACCGACUCGUGUAUCAUGGCUAUCCGCCGCAUGAUCGCUCGGCGCGGAUACCCUGCUGUACUGUAUUCGGACAAUGGCACGAAUUUCAAAGGAGCUGAACGGGAGCUCGCAGAGGCGAUUGCAGCGCUAGAUGUCGGUGACCUCAUGCGUGAGCUGACGCCCAGAAACAUCAAGUGGGUCUUCAACCCUCCUGCCGCGCCCCACAUGGGUGGCGCUUGGGAGCGCUUAGUGCGCUCAGUAAAGAUCGCCCUGAAAGCGACUCUCAAGGAACGGACGCCACGUGACGAGGUGCUGACCACCGUCAUGGCCGAGGCAGAGUGCAUCGUAAAUGGCCGGCCACUGACGCACGUUUCUAUCGACCAUGCUGAUGCUGAGAGUCUGACGCCGAAUCACUUUCUGCUCGGCGGCAACCACCGAGCUGUUGCGCCAGGGAAGUUUGAUGAGAAGUGCCUGAGGAAGCAGUGGCGGAUUUCCCAGGCCAUGAUCGAUAUGUUCUGGCAGCGCUGGGUCCGAGAGUAUCUCCCCACGCUAACGCGCCGGACCAAGUGGUUAAAGGCGGCAGAACCGAUCAAGGUUAACGACGUUGUCGUCAUUGCUGAUCCACAGUUGGCCCGAAGCUGCUGGCCGAAGGGCAUUGUGGAGAAUGUGUACCCCGGAAAGGAUGGCAAGAUCCGCAUUGUGGACGUCCGCACAGCGAUGGGAACGUUCCGUCGCCCGGUGUCGCGCAUCUGCGUGCUUGAUGUCCGUGCAUGA